ACGCAGAGACACACAACCGCCAGCUCGGAACUUUUUACGCAUCCAUUACAAAAAAAAAAAAAAAACUGUCCCCGGGGGUCGGACUCGGUCACCGGCCGUGGCCACGCACGCACCACCGUGGCCGUUUAUCGCGCGUGGGUUCCUUUUUUUUUGUUUUUUUUGCGCACGUUUCACAACCGAACGCGGGUUUGUUUUGGAUUAGCUAGCUAGCUUUAGCUGCCCCCCCCCCUUUUUUUUCCCUCCUUCGUCUUUCUUCCGUGGGCUAAUCUACACGCCACAUUCUUUACCUUCCACGGGGAAGGAAAUACACGGACCUCCAAACUUUGUCCACCUCCCCCCUUUUUUUUUGUGUGUGCUUCCGUCUGGAGCUUUUUAUGAGUUGGCGGCGUGGUGCUGCCUCGGGAGGGGUGAAGGAGUUCACGUGAGUGCUGGGAAGAAAAGCUCCACGUUUUAUUAUUAUUAUUAUUAUUUUUUAACCUGGAACCCCCCCCCAAGAUAACUUCUGACACGCGUGGACAUUUUUUUUGGGGGACUACUCGUGGAUGCCAGGAGCAAAAAAAAGACACAUGGACGCUGACUGCCGUCUUCACUUAUGGAAAAUGAACAUUUGUGUGGCCGCCAUGGAGGACCACGACGUCUAGUGGCCCUAGUUUGCCCUUCAAGACGCGGGGAGCGACAUACCUUGUCCGGGGAGCGACGACGUACCGUGUCCGGGGGAGAUCCUUCCAUCGCCGCCGAGCGAUAAUCGUCGUUAAACACUUGAGUCGCUGCCCCUUAAAAAUGAGACUCAAACUCGGAGCACAACUUGGGCUUUUUCUGCUCAUUUGUAGCUGCCAGCAUGGACUUACCAAGGGAGAAAUCUGUCAGAGCAAAGACAUCCGCAACAAUGUGACCAACCUGCAGUCGCUGGAGAACUGCACCAUCAUCGAGGGCCACCUGAAGAUCCUGCUCAUGUUCAAGACCAAGACCGAGGACUUCCGGGGCCUCAGCUUUCCCAAGUUACGAGUGGUGACCGACUACAUGCUGCUGUUCCGGGUCUACGGCCUGGACUCCCUCACCGACCUCUUCCCCAACCUGACGGUGGUCCGCGGCAACAACCUCUUCUUCAACUACGCCCUGGUCAUCUACGAGAUGCUGCAGCUGAAGGAGGUGGGCCUUCACAGCCUCAUGAACAUCACCCGGGGGGCGGUGAGGAUCGAGAAGAACCCGGACCUCUGCUACCUGGCCACCCUGGACUGGUCCAAGAUCCUGGACUCGGUGGAGGACAACUACAUCGUGGAGAACAAGAACGACCGGGAGUGCGGCGACGUGUGUCCCGGCACGGCCCAGGGCCAGACCGUCUGCCCGCAGAACACCAUCAACGGACACUUCCGAGGACGCUGCUGGUCCCAGAACCACUGCCAGAGAAUGUGCCUGGACCGCUGCAAGCACGGCGCAUGCAACCUCCAGGGCCAGUGCUGCCACGACCAGUGCUUGGGCGGCUGCUCCGAGCCGGGCAACGCCAGCAGCUGCGUGGCCUGCAGGAACCUCCAGCACGCCAGCAGCUGCUUGGAGAAGUGUCCCGCCGGGUACUACGUCUUCAGGGGGUGGCGCUGCGUCAGCUUCUCCUUCUGCCAGGCGCUCCACAACCAAUGUAAGGAGACCAAGAGGCAGAACCAAGGCCGGGAGUCUGGUUGCCAUGAAUACGUCAUCCACAAUGGCGCCUGUAUUCCUGAGUGUCCUUCUGGAUAUACCACUAUAAACUCCUCCAUGUUGACGUGCUCGCCGUGUGCCGGACUCUGUCCCAAACUGUGUGUGGGGAAUAAAACCAUCGACUCCGUGACGUCGGCCCAGGCUCUGAGAGGAUGCACCGUCCUGCACGGCAACCUCAUGGUCAAGAUCCGAGGAGGCAAUAACAUUGCAGCUGAGCUGGAGACGAGUCUGGGUCAACUAGAGGAGAUUACGGGUUACCUGACAGUCCGCAGAGCUUACGCCCUGGUGUCUCUCUCCUUCCUGCGCAAGCUGCGAGUCAUCAGAGGAGAACACCUGGAGGGAGACAUCUACGCCUUCUACGCCCUGGACAACCAGAACCUGCGUGAGCUGUGGGACUGGUCCAAGCACAACCUGACCAUCCAGCGGGGCCGCACCUUCUUCCACUACAACUCCAAGCUCUGCAUGUCGGAGAUACGCAAAAUGGAGGAGGUGACGGGUAGCAAAGAGCGCAAUCAGAAGAACGACAUCGCCGCACGCACCAACGGGGACCAAGCCUCCUGUGAAACCAAGUUGCUGAAGUUCACUUACAUCAAGGCGGGGCCAAACAAGAUUAUAGUGAAGUGGGAGCCAUUUUGGCCCUUGGAUUUCAGAGACCUGCUGGGAUUUAUGGUUCUCUACAAAGAAGCGCCGUACAAGAACGUGACGGAGUUUGACGGCCAGGACGCGUGCGGUUCUAACAGCUGGGUGAUCGCCGAUGUGGACCCGCCGGCCCGCGUCACCGACAACAAGGAGCAGCACGAGCCGGGCCACCUGAUCCGACCCCUCAAGCCCUGGACCCAGUACGCCAUCAUGGUCAAGACCCAGCUGUCUGCGUCGGACGAGCAUCAGGUCCAGGGAGCCAAGAGCGAGAUCAUCUACGUGCGCACCGACGCCUCCAAGCCCUCCGGGCCCCUGGACCCCAUCUCCUCGUCCAACUCCUCCUCCCAAAUCAUCCUCAAGUGGAAGCCCCCCACCAACCCCAACGGCAACAUCACGCACUACCGGGUCAUCUGCUACAAGCAGCCCGAGGACAGCGACCUGUACAAGUUUGACUACUGCCUGCAAGGAAUGAAGCUGCCGUCCCGGACCCCGACCCACUUGGACAGCGAGGACGAGCAGAAGUGGAACCACACGGACGAGCCCAACAUAGGCGGCAAGUGCUGUGCCUGUCCCAAGACGGACGUGCAGCUGAAGAAGGAGCAGGAGGAGAUCGAGUACCGCAAGACCUUCGAGAACUACCUGCACAACGAAGUCUUCGAGAGCAGACCCUCACGUAGAAGACGUUCAGUGGGAGUCGCCAACGCCACAGAAUUGCCCUUCCUACUUCCCACCAUCUUCCCAGACGACGCCAACGCCACCAAAGCCGCGCCCAAAGACAAGGACAAGGAGGGAGCCAAGGUGGAGCUGAAGGUCUUCUCCAAAGAGUCGACGGUGGUCUCCAACCUGCAGCACUUCACCAGCUACAAGAUCGAGAUCAUGACGUGCAACCAUCCCACGGACCUGAAGCGCUGCAGCAUGCCCGCCUACAUCAGCGCCAGGACCAUGCCUGAAGAGAAAGCGGACGACAUCCCGGGCCAGGUGAGCCACGAGAUCAUGAACGGCGAGCCGGCCUCCGUGUUCAUCAAGUGGAGGGCGCCGCCCUCGCCCAACGGCCUCAUCAUCCUGUACGAGGUGUUCUACAGGAAGGUGGGCGAGACCGAGGUUCACACGGCCUGCGUGUCUCGACCCGCCUACCUCAAGUCUGGCGGCACAAAGCUGUCGCUGGUCCACCCCGGGAACUACAGCGUGUCGGUCCGUGCCACGUCCUUGGCGGGGAACGGCUCUUUCACGGAGACCACCCACUUCUUCAUGCCCAACAAGGACCCUGGCUACCUGGGGGUGGUCAUUGGCCCCGUCAUCUGCUUCAUCCUGUUGUUAGUGGUGGGCUCCGGGGUCUUCAUGGUCCUCAGGAAGAAGCAAGCAGAGGGACCGACUGGACCUCUUAUCGCCUCCUCCAAUCCCGAGUACCUCAGCGCCAAUGAAGCCUACGUUCCCGACGAGUGGGAGGUCCCCCGGGAGAAGAUCGCGGUGCUCCGAGAGCUGGGUCAGGGCUCCUUCGGCAUGGUCUACGAAGGACUCGCCAAGGACAUCGUCAAAGGCGACCCGGAGACCAGCGUGGCCGUCAAGACGGUCAACGAGUCGGCCAGCCUGCGAGAGAGGAUCGAGUUCCUCAACGAGGCUUCCGUCAUGAAGGGCUUCAGCUGCCACCAUGUGGUACGCCUCCUAGGUGUGGUGUCCAAGGGUCAGCCCACCCUGGUCGUGAUGGAGCUGAUGACGCACGGCGACCUAAAGAGCUACCUGCGAGGCCUCAGGCCAGAUUCAGAGAACAACCCGACAGGCCGCCCUCCGCCCAGCCUCAAGGAGAUGAUCCAGAUGGCUGCAGAGAUUGCAGACGGCAUGGCCUACCUCAACGCCAAGAAGUUUGUGCACAGAGACCUGGCGGCCAGGAACUGCAUGGUGGCCGAGGACUUCACCGUCAAGAUUGGCGACUUCGGUAUGACGCGGGACAUCUACGAGACUGACUACUACAGGAAAGGAGGCAAAGGUCUGCUUCCUGUCAGGUGGAUGGCGCCCGAGUCGCUCAAGGACGGAGUCUUCACCGCCCACUCGGACUGCUGGUCGUUUGGCGUGGUGCUGUGGGAGAUCACCACGCUAGCGGAGCAGCCUUACCAGGGCUUGUCCAACGAGCAGGUCCUGAAGUUCGUCAUGGACGGGGGCUUCCUGGACCGCCCUGACAACUGUCCCGAGAGGAUGCACAGCCUCAUGCAGAUGUGCUGGCAGUACAACCCCAAGAUGCGGCCCAUGUUCCACGAGAUCAUCGAGAUGCUGCGGGAGGACCUGCACCCGUCCUUCCAGGAGGUCUCCUUCUUCUUCAGCGAGGAGAACAAGGUCCACGAGACGGAGGACUUCGACCUGGACCUGGACAACAUGGAGAGCAUCCCCCUGGACCCGUCCUCCUACUUGCAGCGAGAGGAGACCCUGGGCAGGGACAGCGGGCCCUCGGUGGCCCUCAGGGGGAACUACGAGGAGCACGUGCCCUACACGCACAUGAACGGCGGCAAGAAAAACGGACGCAUCUUAUCCUUGCCCAGGUCAAGCCCUUCCUAACGUUUCCUGGGAGACCACGUAGACCCGGGGCCAGGACCAGGACCUCAAGCAUCCUUCUUCUCUCCUUUCUUCUCCACCCACGCGGAUCUCAGGACUCGGACUUCUCUUCCUCCUGACUGCCAAGCAAAGGGAUGCAAGCGGAUCUUCUCCGGCAUCCUGGGGGCUGUCUCCAGGACUCUGGGCAAGGCUGGAGGUCUCACACACACACACACACACACACACACACACACACACACACACACACACACACACACACACACACACACAUGUAUUUCUUGCCUUCUUGAGACCUGUGAAAAAUGCCUACCUCUUUAGAACCAGCCUUUCUAGAUAUAUAAAUAAGUGUAUUUACAAAAUUAAUAAUAUAUACAUACUAUGCAAAUAUAAAAAAGCUUCUUGUGAAUUUCACAAGAAAAAGGUCACAAUUUCACAAGAAAAACUUAGAAUUUUGGCAGUAUUAUAAUAAAAGUUGUAAUUUUGCUCAACGCAAGUCAACAUUUUACAAGAAGGACUGAACAUUUCUGCAAUAUUAUGAUAAAAGUUGGAAUUUUACUCAAUAACUGUCACAAUUUCACAAGAAAAACUUAGAAUUUUGGCAGUAUUAUAAUAAAAGUUGUAAUUUUGCUCAACGCAAGUCAACAUUUUACAAGAAGAACUAAACAUUUCUGCAAUAUUAUGAUAAAAGUUGGAAUUUUACUCAAUAACUGUCACAAUUUCACAAGAAAAACUUAGAAUUUUGGCAGCAUUAUAAUAAAAGUUGUAAUUUUGCUCAACGCAAGUCAACAUUUUACAAGAAGAACUGAACAUUUCUGCAAUAUUAUGAUAAAAGUUGGAAUUUUACUCAAUAACUGUCACAAUUUCACAAGAAAAACUUAGAAUUUUGGCAGUAUUAUAAUAAAAGUUGUAAUUUUGCCCAACGCAAGUCAACAUUUUACAAGAAGAACUGAACAUUUCUGCAAUAUUAUGAUAAAAGUUGGAAUUGUACUCAAUAACUGUCACAAUUUCACAAGAAAAACUUAGAAUUUUGGCAGUAUUAUAAUAAAAGUUGUAAUUUUGCUCAACGCAAGUCAACAUUUUACAAGAACUGAACAUUUCUGCAAUAUUAUGAUAAAAGUUGGAAUUUUACUCAAUAACUGUCACAAUUUCACAAGAAAAACUUAGAAUUUUGGCAGUAUUAUAAUAAAAGUUGUAAUUUUGCUCAACGCAAGUCAACAUUUUACAAGAAGAACUGAACAUUUCUGCAAUAUUAUGAUAAAAGUUGGAAUUUUACUCAAUAACUGUCACAAUUUCACAAGAAAAACUUAGAAUUUUGGCAGUAUUAUAAUAAAAGUUGUAAUUUUGCUCAACGCAAGUCAACAUUUUACAAGAAGAACUGAAAAUGUCUGCAAUAUUAUGAUAAAAGUUGGAAUUUUACUCAAUAACUGUCACAAUUUCACAAGAAAAACUUAGAAUUUUGGCAGUAUUAUAAUAAAAGUUGUAAUUUUGCUCAACGCAAGUCAACAUUUUACAAGAAGAACUGAACAUUUCUGCAAUAUUAUGAUAAAAGUUGGAAUUUUACUCAAUAACUGUCACAAUUUCACAAGAAAAACUUAGAAUUUUGGCAGUAAUAUAAUAAAAGUUGUAAUUUUGCUCAACGCAAGUCAACAUUUUACAAGAAGAACUGAACAUUUCUGCAAUAUUAUGAUAAAAGUUGGAAUUUUACUCAAUAACUGUCACAAUUUCACAAGAAAAACUUAGAAUUUUGGCAGUAUUAUAAUAAAAGUUGUAAUUUUGCUCAACGCAAGUCAACAUUUUACAAGAAGAACUGAACAUUUCUGCAAUAUUAUGAUAAAAGUUGGAAUUUUACUCAAAAACUGUCACAAUUUCACAAGAAAUACUUAGAAUUUUGGCAGUAUUCUAAUAAAAGUUGUAAUUUUGCUCAACGCAAGUCAACAUUUUACAAGAAGAACUGAACAUUUCUGCAAUAUUAUGGUAAAAGUUGGAAUUUUACUCAAUAACUGUCACAAUUUCACAAGAAAAACUUAGAAUUUUGGCAGUAUUAUAAUAAAAGUUGUAAUUUUGCUCAACGCAAGUCAACAUUUUACAAGAACUGAACAUUUCUGCAAUAUUAUGAUAAAAGUUGGAAUUUUACUCAAAAACUGUCACAAUUUCACAAGAAAUACUUAGAAUUUUGGCAGUAUUAUAAUAAAAGUUGUAAUUUUGCUCAACGCAAGUCAACAUUUUACAAGAAGAACUGAACAUUUCUGCAAUAUUAUGGUAAAAGUUGGAAUUUUACUCAAUAACUGUCACAAUUUCACAAGAAAAACUUAGAAUUUUGGCAGUAUUAUAAUAAAAGUUGUAAUUUUGCUCAACGCAAGUCAACAUUUUACAAGAAGAACUGAACAUUUCUGCAAUAUUAUGAUAAAAGUUGGAAUUUUACUCAAUAACUGUCACAAUUUCACAAGAAAAACUUAGAAUUUUGGCAGUAUUAUAAUAAAAGUUGUAAUUUUGCUCAACGCAAGUCAACAUUUUACAAGAAGAACUGAACAUUUCUGCAAUAUUAUGAUAAAAGUUGGAAUUUUACUCAACAACUGUCGCAAUUUCACAAGAAAAGUUUAACAUUUCGGCAAUUUUAUACAAAGAGUCGUAAUUUUACUCGACAAAUGUCACAAUUUCACAAGAAAACGUACAAAUGUUGGCAAUAUUAUGAUAAUAAUCGGAAUUUCACUUAGUCAUAAUUUUACUUUUUGGGGGAUGAAUGGGAAAGUCCUUCUUUAGCUUGUUUUAUCACAUAUUGCUGCCUUUUGUACACACAUUAAAUCAACCAAAAAAUCCUGACUUUGGAGCAAUGUUCACGGACUCUAGUAUUUUGCUCUCUAUUAGAUAACACGGUUUUCUGCAUUGGCACCAUGAUUUAUGUCCUCACUUGUUCACACCUCCUCACGUGGAAGGUACUUUUCCUUGUUGGUGUCUCAAGAAGGGUGGAAAAUACAACAGCACACACACACACACACACACACACACACACACACACACACACACACACACACACACACACACACACACACACGUAUUUCUUGCCUUCUUGAGACCUGUGAAAAAUGCCUACCUCUUUAGAACCAGCCUUUCUAGAUAUAUUAAUAAGUGUGAAUAAUAUAUACAUACUAUGCAAAUAUAAAAAAGCUUCUUGUGAAAAAUCGGUUGGAAUUUCACAAGAAAAAGGUCACAAUUUCACAAGAAAAACUUAGAAUUUUGGCAGUAUUGUAAUAAAAGUUGUAAUUUUGCUCAACGCAAGUCAACAUUUUACAAGAAGAACUGAACAUUUCUGCAAUAUUAUGAUAAAAGUUGGAAUUUUACUCAAUAACUGUCACAAUUUCACAAGAAAAACUUAGAAUUUUGGCAGUAUUAUAAUAAAAGUUGUAAUUUUGCUCAACACAAGUCAACAUUUUACAAGAAGAACUGAACAUUUCUGCAAUAUUAUGAUAAAAGUUGGAAUUUUACUCAAUAACUGUCGCAAUUUCACAAGAAAAGUUUAACAUUUCGGCAAUUUUAUACAAAGAGUCCUAAUUUUACUCGACAAAAGUCACAAUUUUAUAAGAAAACGUACAAAUGUUGGCAAUAUUAUAAUAAUAAUCGGAAUUUCACUUAGUCAUAAUUUUACUUUUUGGGGGAUGAAUGGGAAAGUCCUUUAGCUUGUUUUAUCACAUAUUGCUGCCUUUUGUACACACAUUAAAUCAACCAAAAAAAUCCUGACUUUGGAGCAAUGUUCACGGACUCUAGUAUUUUGCUCUCUAUUAGAUAACACGGUUUUCUGCAUUGGCACCAUGAUUUAUGUCCUCACUUGUUCACACCUCCUCACGUGGAAGGUACUUUUCCUUGUUGGUGUCUCAAGAAGGGUGGAAAAUACAACAGCACACACACACACACACACACACACACACACACACACACACACACACACACACACACACGUAUUUCUUGCCUUCUUGAGACUUAUGAAAAAUGCCUACCUCUUUAGAACCAGCCUUUCUAGAUAUAUAAAGAAGUGUAUUUACAACAUUAAUAAUAUAUACAUACUAUGCAAAUAUAAAAAAGCUUGUUGUGAAAAAUGAGUUGGAAUUUCACAAGAAAAAGGUCAGAAUUUCACAAGAAAAACUUAGAAUUUUGGCAGUAUUAUAAUAAAAGUUGCAAUUUUGCUCAACGCAAGUCAACAUUUUACAAGAAGAACUGAACAUUUCUGCAAUAUUAUGAUAAAAGUUGGAAUUUUACUCAAUAACUGUCGCAAUUUCACAAGAAAAGUUUAACAUUUCGGCAAUUUUAUACAAAGAGUCGUAAUUUUACUCGACAAAAGUCACAAUUUUAUAAGAAAACGUACAAAUGUUGGCAAUAUUAUGAUAAUAAUCGGAAUUUCACUUGGUCAUAAUUUUACUGUAAUAUUUUGUACACACAUUAAAUCAACCAAAAAUCCUGACUUUGGAGCAAUGUUCACGGACUCUAGUAUUUUGCUCUCUGUUAGAUAACACGGUUUUCUGCAUUGGCACCAUGAUUUAUGUCCUCACUUGUUCACACCUCCUCACGUGGAAGGUACUUUUCCUUGUUGGUGUCUCAAGAAGGGUGGAAAAUACAACACACACACACACACACACAUAAACACACACACCAAGAACUGUGAACACGACAAACCUUAGACAACCACAAGGCUGCUUCUGCUCUUCAAAAACAAAAAAAAAGGUGGCACUCCCGUCCUCCCGCUUUUCUCCCCCGGACUUUGUUGCCAGACGGUGGCCUUUCGACGAGUGGCCUCUAAAGAAAAAGCGCUUUGGGGAAGAAUCCACGGUAGAACAAAAAUAUGAGGAACAUCGGGUCUUUUCUUUUUGUUGUUGUUAUUAUUAUUAUUAUUCCAAAAGAUAUUCGUGGGGUGAAUAGUUUUAAUUUAUUUGAUGCUUGAUUUCUCUCUUUUCUUCCGCGUCCUCACGUGUACGGCUGAAGGAUAUUUAAACAGUUCUCAUUGGACAAAGGAGUUCCUCAGACUGACCAAUAGCAUAUAUUUGACUAGUAUAUUGCUAGCAGGUCCCAUAUAUAUCAUCUUCUUGUACAGAUUUCUUAGUAUCUACUUUACUUUUUCACACUUUUCUUCUCCUUCAAAUGUUUUUAUUUUUGUAGCCCCGCCCACCUUUGACCUUCCACAGGUGUUCAGAAACACAAAAAAGGGUAAAGAAGCGUUGAAAAAGAGGAAUGAGGUCUUGAUGAAGGUCCAGCGUUGUUGCUAUGGCGACCAUCUUCCAGCAGGUGGCAGCAUCCCUCCGUCUUUUAGUCCGGUGUGUUACAUGGUGGUGGUCUACAUAGUCUUGCUCUCGUCCGGGGGUCUGAGGUGCGGCUCGGGCCAGACCUGGUGCGGUUUCCCGGGAACUGGUCAUGCUGGACUUGCACCUGAUGGAUCUCAUUGGUCACUGUAACGUUUGAGGGUGCGCAGCUAGCGACACAUGCUAACUAGCGACACAUGCUAACUAGCGACACAUGCUAACUCGUAACACAUGCUAACUAGCGACACAUGCUAACUAGCAACACAUGCUAAUUAGAGACACAUGCUUACUCGUGACACAUGCUAAUUAGAGACACAUGCUAACUAGCGACACAUGCUAACUCGUGACACAUGCUAACUAGCAACACAUGCUAAUUAGAGACACAUGCUAACUCGUGACACAUGCUAAUUAGAGACACAUGCUAACUAGCGACACAUGCUAAUUAGAGACACAUGCUAACUAGAGACACAUGCUAACUAGCGACACAUGCUAAUUAGAGACACAUGCUAACUAGCGACACAUGCUAAA
Molecule: messenger RNA, 10688 nt
Organism: Nerophis lumbriciformis (worm pipefish)
Lineage: Eukaryota; Metazoa; Chordata; Actinopteri; Syngnathiformes; Syngnathidae
Gene: insrb
Product: insulin receptor b
Biological process (GO): multicellular organism development; cell surface receptor protein tyrosine kinase signaling pathway; positive regulation of MAPK cascade
Cellular component (GO): insulin receptor complex; axon; plasma membrane
Molecular function (GO): insulin receptor activity; ATP binding; phosphatidylinositol 3-kinase binding
Source: RefSeq, a predicted model, not a curated record